AUGGCCGAAGCAAGCUGCGCGCAACAUACCAGCCUGGCCCGCCGCGGCAUCUCACCCGUCGGAACCGCGCCCAUGCUGCGGAUGCGGAUGCUCGCCCUCCUACUGGCUGUCGCCUUGCCGUCAUCCAUGGCCGCAUGCGCCGAUCCCUUCACGUACACCUACAACAAGAUCAAGUACGACAACGCAGAAGAGAGCGGCCGCAGCUACACGCUGUACGACAUUUACCCUGGCGGCUGUUUGUGGAACUUCACCACGGCCAAGGCAAUCUGCGAGCAGGACGGUCUGCAGCUAGCACCUCACGGCGAGGCGCAGUCACUGGCCGUCCUCCGGGAGCUGUGCGCCAAGAACCGCUACACGUGUUGGAUGGACGGGGUGCCAGCAGACCCCUCCGCCGACCUGUGCUACCUGAUGAGCCAGGAGGGAGACGUGCACCUGCAGGGCUGCGACCAGCCCGUCCGCUUCGUGUGCCGUGACCAGCAGGCCGCAUGCUCCGAUCCCUUCACAUAUACCUAUAACAAGAUCCAGUACGACAAUUCAGAAGAGGGUGGUCGUAUCUACACGCUGUACGACAUUUACCCUGGCGGCUGUUUGUGGAACUUCACCACGGCCAAGGCAAUCUGCGAGCAGGACGGUCUGGAGCUGGCACCUCACGGCGAGGCGCAGUCGCUGGCCGUCCUCCGGGAGCUGUGCGCCAAGAACCGCUACACGUGUUGGAUGGACGGGGUGCCAGCAGACCCCUCCUCCGACCUGUGCUACCUGAUGAGCCAGGAGGGAGACGUGCACCUGCAGGGCUGCGACCAGCCCGUCCGCUUCGUGUGCCGCCAGAGAGCAGCCGCUGGAAGAGCGGCUGCUCGCGGCGUUGCUGUUCCUACCGAAGGCGUGCUGUCGCUGAGCAGCCAUGAUUACGACUACCGCCUGUACACCGUAGACGCGGCUGUACGCAUGUCGUACCAUGGGGCUGUCGAGUUCUGCCAGGAGUUGGGUGCUGGCUGGGACCUGGUGCCGUACUGGGACGACAGCAGCAACGCGUAUGCCGCCGUACUGCAGUUGUGUUCCGAUCUUCAGUUUACUUGCUGGCUGAAGCGCAAGGACGACAGCCGCACUGGCAGCAGCGGCCCAAUGCUGUGUCCCCUCAUGGCCGCGGACGGGGGUCUGCAGAUGCAGGGCUGCGAGCAGGACGUGCGCUUCGUGUGCAGGAAGGCGCAGAGGGCCACGUAG
This is a messenger RNA of Volvox carteri f. nagariensis, 1218 nucleotides long. RefSeq lists its product as uncharacterized. Lineage: Eukaryota; Viridiplantae; Chlorophyta; Chlorophyceae; Chlamydomonadales; Volvocaceae. The transcript has 5 exons. The record is from RefSeq and is a predicted model, not a curated record. Bases 1 to 1218 code for a protein of 405 amino acids.